Messenger RNA from Fusarium musae, 984 nucleotides. It is a transcript of the gene FIP1, whose product is annotated as cleavage polyadenylation factor subunit fip1. Gene Ontology annotation, molecular function: RNA binding. Bases 1 to 984 code for a protein of 327 amino acids. The record is from RefSeq and is a predicted model, not a curated record. Lineage: Eukaryota; Fungi; Ascomycota; Sordariomycetes; Hypocreales; Nectriaceae. The transcript is spliced from 4 exons. Gene Ontology annotation, cellular component: mRNA cleavage and polyadenylation specificity factor complex.
AUGGAUAUCGACGACGAGGAUGACUUUUAUGUGCCAGAUGAGCCAAAGACCGAGACCGCAGCUCCAGAGGAUAAGAAGCCAAAAGCAGAUGAUCUAGAAGAAGGCGAAGAAGAGGAUGAGGGUGCCGCUAUGGAUGAGGACGAUGACUCUGAUGAGGACGACUCAGACAUCGACAUCAUCACAGAGCGCAAAGAUGGCACAAAACCAGCACCACCACAACAGUCCAAGUACAGCGAUAUUCGAAACAUCCCUCAAAGAACAGCGUCAAGCGAUGUGCCAACACAACCUGCGCCAGCACGCAAGGACUCCGAAUCACGACCAUCUGUCAACGUUGCUGCGCCAAGCGCCGACAAGACUUCUGCUGCGGCAUCUAAAUCAACGAUAGACGUGAACGUAAACCCGAUCCACCCUGGGACAGGAAAGCCUAUCACUCAGGUCAACAUUGACGAAGACAGUGACAAGCCAUGGCGGAAACCCGGUACCGAUAUUAGCGACUACUUCAACUACGGUUUCGAUGAAUUCACAUGGGCCCUUUACGCUUCCAAGCAAGAGACCGUUCGGGGAGAAUUCGGAGCUGAUGUCUUUGCCCAGAACAAUAAGAAGAUGAUGGAAGACUUCAACAUGAUGAUGAUGGGCGGUAUGGGUAUGCCAGGAGCCGGCAACUCGGGUGCUCAACAAGGGGGGAUGCCUGGUGGAAUGGACGGCAUGCCUCCUGAAAUGCAAGCCAUGAUGCAGCAGAUGAUGGCAUCAGGUAUGGACCCGAGCCAAAUGGAUCCCAGUCAGAUGAACGCCAUGUUCUCCGGUAUGCAAAACGCUGGAGGAGCGGGUGCACAAGGAGCACAGGGUGGCCAAGGGGGCAACUUUGGCGGUGGUUUCGGCGGCAAUCAAGGUGGUUUUGGGUAUGAUCAAAAUAUGUCUGGAGGUGGAGGCGGCGGCGGCGGCCGGGGAGGAUUUGGGGGUCGCGGACGUCGAGGGAGAUGGUAG